AUGUUUAGUGACCACCUGUGUUCCAUGAUGGUUGCUGCCGGCAAAGCCGACACAGCGUUGACGCUGUGCCGGGAGAUUGCGAGCCGCGCUCCGCAGGCCCGCUGGGCACACCGCCGCUGCGGCUACUUGCUCGCUGCUGCUGAGCGGUUUGAGGAGGGGGUGACUGCAUUCCAGACGGCGCUCAAGACAGACACCAAGGAUGCCGCUGCCUGGGAGGGGCUGGCAUCCUGCUAUCAGAACCUGGGUCGCUUCACCGCCGCCCUCAAGGCCUACACGCGAGCCCUGGAGCUGCAGCCGGGCCGACCCUACGCCGCCAUUCAGUGCGGUACAAUCCACAUGGCGCUGGGCAGCUUUGCGGAAGGUAGUGCCCAAUUCGAGGCGGCGCUGCGGAUCGCGCCCGACCACCCGUCGGCGCUGCUGGGCGCAGGGGAGAGCCUGGCGGCAGCAGCAGGCGUGCAUGCACGGCAGGGCGCUCUUGGUACUGCCGCUGACGAGCUGGCCAGGGCUGCGGGGCACAUCCUGCGCUGCACCGCUAAGCAUGGCACACUGCUGGCUGCCUGGAAGCUGCUGGGCGACGUGUUGGUGCUGCACCAUGCGGUCAAUCCCUCGCCGCAGCACCCCACCAUCCCCGCUGGCGCUGGCAGCGGCAGCGGCGCCACCCAAGCAGGCGGGGAGCAGGUGGAGGUUGAGCUGGGGGCAUGGCGGCGCCGGGUGGAGGCCAUGCGGCAGGGGCGGAGGGCUUAUGCCAAGGCGCUGCACCUCAACCCGACACAGCCGGGCGCCUGGCAGGAUGCCGCCUUUGCUUACCAUCAAGAGGCGCAGCUGAUGCGUGCCCACCCAGCAAUGGGCAGCUCUGGCGCUGGCGGCUCUCCAGCUCCCAGCCUGGCAGGGCUCACUGCUGCAGCUGAGCGGGUGGCACGGGCUGGGCUGCAGCUGGAUGGAGCUUCCGCCGACCUGUGGGCUGCACUGGGCACGGUGGCGGCAGAGGCUGCGGUGCGCGAGUACGCUCUGUCUCGAGCGCUGCAGCUGGACCCUAAAUGUGUGCCCGCUUGGGUGGCGCUGGCACGCCUGUAUGCCGAGCACGGCGCUGCCGGGCCGGCAGCGUCUGCACUGCAGCAUGCACGCAGCCACGAGCCAGCAGUGCCAGUCAUUUGGGAGGCCAUGGCUGAUGUGGCGGCGCUCGGCUCCACAGGCGCCGCUGAGCAAGCCAACUUUGCGGAGCAUGCCCACGGCUUGGGUGCUGGCCCUGCCGGCCUGCUGGGCUUUGCAGAGUGUGCGAUACGCACCGGCCGGGCGCUGGAGGGCCCUGUGUAUGCGGCUGCGAAGAAGGCGGCACACAUGCAGCCUCUGAACCCCGCCGCGCACAAUGUGCUGGGCUUGGCCUCAGAGGCACGAGGCGACUGGGCCACUGCCGUGGCAUCCUACAAGCUGGCGCUGCGGCUGCUGCUGGUGGCUCGUGACCCUGACGCUUGCAUGCUGCACCCCCCCACCAUCCAUGCCAUCCAGGGCACCAGCACCUCACUGCAGACUGCCGUCCAGCUGAACCUGGCCAGGGCGCUGACGCGCGGCGGCGGCACCCAGGAAGCGGUGCAGCUGUAUGAAGAGCUGGAGGUCACGGCAGAGCUGUACGGGCAUCCUCCGGCAUGGCUGGCAUAUGCUGCUGCCAAGCGGGCCAGCGGAGACCUGGCCGGCGCAGAAAUGGCGGCUCAGUCUGCCGCCGAGGCGGGUACUCCCGCCAAGCUGUUGGCCGGCGCCAUCUGCGCGUCUAUGCAGCUGCACUGCCAGGCGGGGCAGCCAGCGCGGGCGCUGGCCCACCUGCAGCAGCAGCUGCCUGCGCUGCAGGCUGCCAAAGUGCUACUGGAGGAUGUGGGAGAACUGUGGAUUACUGCGGCAGCUGGGGCAGCGGCCUCUUGGGAUCCGGAACUGCUGCGCCAGGCCCUCGACGCGGCGCAGGCCUGGGCAGUGGAGAUGGACGCCGACAGCGCUGCCUUCUUGGCUCGCUUGCGCAGCGUGGAGGCGGCAGCCAGCCUGGCGGCGCAGCAGGCGGACCGCGCAGCGGCGCAGUACAGCCAGGCGGUGCAUCUGUGCCCCGAUGAUGCAGCGCUGAGGGUGUCCCUGGCAGCGGCCGUGCUGAUGCGCCCCUGCCCGCCUGGAGUAGCCAGCAGCGCCAGCGCGGAGGCAGCCCUGCGACUGCUGGAGUCGCCGCUUGUUGCCUCGGCGGCGGUGGCCAGGAGGGAGCUGCCAGGCGUGGCGCCUGCCGGCAAGGCACCAGUGGAGGCAGCGCUGGAGGCGAGCACGGCAGCCUUGCUGGCCGCCCAGCGCUGCACCCCGGAGCAGCUCAGCCGGCGCCUGUCUGGGGCGGCUCACAGUGUGCAUGAAUCGCCUGCCAACCCAAAGCUGUGGUACUAUGGCGCCCUGGCAGCCAAGAAGGCAGCAGCCAUGGGCGAUGGCAGCGGCAGCAACGAGCGGGCAUGGCGCUGGUGCCGCGCGGCCGAGAGCGUGCUUGGCAGGGCAGCAGUGGAGGCAUUCUGA
Chlorella variabilis is the source of this 2532-nucleotide messenger RNA. RefSeq lists its product as hypothetical. Gene Ontology annotation, molecular function: protein binding. The record is from RefSeq and is a predicted model, not a curated record. NCBI's taxonomy places the organism in Eukaryota, Viridiplantae, Chlorophyta, Trebouxiophyceae, Chlorellales, Chlorellaceae. Gene Ontology annotation, cellular component: Ski complex. The coding region runs from base 1 to 2532 and encodes 843 amino acids. The transcript is spliced from 17 exons.